AUGAGGCCUGGACCUGAUCGGUUUGGAGUCCCGGACACCAUAGUCACAGACAAUGGCACCCAGUUUGACAAUGAUGAGCUUAGGGCUUAUAUUGAGAACUUGGGAACUAGAAUCCUCUAUGCGUCCCCGGCUCACCCCCAGACCAAUGGUCAGGUUGAGGCUGUCAACAAGAUAAUCAAGAAAAUAUUGAAGAAGAAACUCAAUGAGGCCAAGGGUCUUUGGGCCUCUAAACUCCCGGAGGUAUUGUGGGCUAUCAGGACAACGACGACAGACGCUACCAGAGAUACCCCUUUCUGCAUGGCUUUUGGGUCUGAGGCGGUCCUCCCCAUUGAAACUUAA
Messenger RNA from Rosa chinensis, 339 nucleotides. RefSeq lists its product as uncharacterized. The transcript is spliced from 2 exons. Gene Ontology annotation, biological process: DNA integration. Gene Ontology annotation, molecular function: nucleic acid binding. The record is from RefSeq and is a predicted model, not a curated record. Lineage: Eukaryota; Viridiplantae; Streptophyta; Magnoliopsida; Rosales; Rosaceae. Bases 1 to 339 code for a protein of 112 amino acids.